AUAUACCACCUACAUUAAGAAUGUACUUUGGUCAAGUACUGUAUGAAGUUAAAAGACCAGGACUGGAAUGGUUGAUGAGAGUCAUUUUUGAUAGAGAUCUAAGCAGAUACAUAAAUGAUAAAUUUAAUGAUGCUGAAUUUGGUGAUUCUUUUUCUUUUACAUUCAAUGAUGCUGAUGGAUAUAUUGAGUUGUGUUUCAAUGAAGUGGUGCCUAAAGGUUGGUCAAUAAGACCUCAUAAAACUCCAGUAAUAGCCAGUAGGUAUAAUAUUGAGGAAUAUGGAAACAUGUCUCCUCCAGAAUGUCUAAUUACAAUCACAGCCACACCUGAUGAAGACACAAUUAAGGAAUUAAACUAUCCUGUAACAAUGAGAGGAAUAACAUCUGAUAUUGAAAAAAUAAACAUUGUAUUGACAAGAGGUUAGUCUCAUUGCAACAGUAUAUUAAUUGCUAUGCAGGCAACUUGCUAUACUGUUGCAGUGCAUGUGUUAUCUACCAUAUGGCUCCAAAUUUUGUCAGUCAAAAAUCUUGAUUUUUUGUUAAUACAAUUUUCAUCCUUUUGUGAUAAAUUUACAUACCACUUACAUGGAACAAAUUUUUGUCUGUUAAAAAUUUUAUUAAACAAAAAUACCUGAAAAAUUUGACUA
Messenger RNA from Amphimedon queenslandica, 644 nucleotides. RefSeq lists its product as uncharacterized. The record is from RefSeq and is a predicted model, not a curated record. Lineage: Eukaryota; Metazoa; Porifera; Demospongiae; Haplosclerida; Niphatidae. The transcript has 3 exons. The annotation marks the transcript as partial.